AUGCCUUUGGCUCGUUGUAUAGCCGCCACAUCGUCUAACCACGCCUCCUCCCCCUGGGCUCUCGCCUGUGGUGCUGCCGGUUCCCCCUCCCCCAUCCCUGUCCUCCGCGCCCCUGCCUGGGCCGGCCUCAAGCCCUCCAAGCACAGAGAGAGCGUGGAUUUAGGAUUUGGGAUGCGGAGUUUGAUGGAGCCUGAGUGGGACACGGUUAUGGGUUCUGUUGCUGCUGCUUUUUCCGCGCAGGGGGGAGGGGGGGGACGUGGGGGAUGGGGGGGAGGGGAAAGGGGGAAAGGGGGGAAAGGGGGAAAAAGGGGGGAGGCCGUCUGGGAUUGGGGCUUCAGCGGCCAAUCGGACACGAGGCGCCACCCGCUGGACGAGCAGCUGUGGCUGCGGUUUGUCUCUUUCCAGGACGUGGCGGCCUCGGGCAGCGGGGGCGGGCGACACCGGGCAGCGGUGAUGCGGCAGGUGACAGAGAAGAAGGUGGCAGUGUUGGAGCGAGCGCUGCAGCACGUGGGGGAGUGCGAGGCGGUGCACUAUCUGCUGCUUCACCCAUGGGUGAUUCAGCAGGUGAGUGAGAAGAAGGUGGCAGUGUUGGAGCGAGCGCUGCAGCACGUGGGGGAGAGCGAGGCGGUGGUUUUAACCUACCUUCACACUUGCAGUGGCCGAGAUGACGCCACCUCACUGGACGCCAAGUGGCGAAGCGCCAUUGGUCGCAUCCCUGGCAGUGCGAAUCCCUGGAGGGGUUACAUGCUGAACUCGCCGCGGUGCGGUGAGGAGGAGGAGGAGGAGGAGGAGGAGGAGGAGGAGGAGGAGGAGGAGGAGGAGGAGGAGGAGGAGGAGGAGGAGGAGGAGGAGGAGGAGGAGGAGGAGUAUGAGGAUGUGAGGAGCAUUGGAACGUUCAGAACCGACUCCGAUUCACUAGCAGCAGGGAAGGGGAAAAGAGAUGAAGAGCAAGCAGAAGAGGAUGAUGAAGAGGAAGAGGAGCUAGAGAGGGUGGUGGUGUAUGAGGAUGUGAGGAACCGACUCUUCUCUCUGCACUCCAAAGCAGCGAAGCGACAUCUGCUGCUUGCUGCUGCUACAUUCUUUGAUGCUCCCCUGCCGGCUUGCGCUACUACAGCCGGCACUGCUAUAGCCGUGGAUGUUGGUGCUGCAGUAGGGAAGAGGAGAGGGGGCACAGCAGCAGGGAAGAGGAGAGGGGGCGCAGCAGCAGGGAAGAGGAGAGGGGGCACAGCAGCAGGGAAGAGGAGAGGGGGCACAGCAGCAGGGAAGAGGAGAGGGGGCACAGUAGCAGGGAAGAGGAGAGGGGGCACAGCAGCAGGGAAGAGGAGAGGGGGCACAGCAGCAGGGAAGAGGAGAGGGGGCACAGCAGCUGCCAUACAAGCCGUGCUGGAGCGAGCGAAGGGCAGGGAAUCCCCCUGCCCCCCUGUGCUUCCCUCUCCCCGUCUCCCCUGCUCCCCAUCCACCCCUCCGUACUCCCUCCAGUCCAUCGCCGAAGCCACACCUCUCCUAGUGCUCGCACACACCCACAUCGACCUAUCCCUUCCCCAUCACUCUUCCCAACCCCUUUGUCCGCCAUCUCCCUGA
Messenger RNA from Closterium sp. NIES-65, 1581 nucleotides. The record is from the annotation of a GenBank genome assembly. Lineage: Eukaryota; Viridiplantae; Streptophyta; Zygnematophyceae; Desmidiales; Closteriaceae.